This is a messenger RNA of Oryzias latipes (Japanese medaka), 4823 nucleotides long. NCBI's taxonomy places the organism in Eukaryota, Metazoa, Chordata, Actinopteri, Beloniformes, Adrianichthyidae. The record is from RefSeq and is a predicted model, not a curated record.
UGAGGUUAAGGUCUGGAUUGCAACUGUAAAUCAUUUACAAGAAUACAAGCUUGCUGUUUGUUGUCAGGAGACGUGUGCGCUCCUCUUCACACGCUGAAGAGGAGCAUUGGGUAAUGGGAGGGGGUUAUAGCCGCUUGGCUGAGUCCAGAAAAAGAGAACAGAUCCCCCAUUUAGCGAGCUUUCCUCCCCGUGUGACCACGGGGCGCAGAACGUGACUCCAACCCCCUUCGUCAUCUCUGGAUUUUGAAACAUUUGCUCUGCAACACGUGCAUGCGGAGGAAACUAACCAAACGAGUAGUGAUCCAACAAUAAAAGGAGUCGGUUAGAAUAACAGAGGGCCACGGGCGGGGUGUGUGCAUGAAAGCGAUGGCGGAGGCUCACCAGGCGGUGGCGUUCCAGUUCACCAUCACUCCUGAAGGCAUCGACCUGCAGCUGUCCUACCAGGCCCUGAACCAGAUCUACCUGUCCGGCGUGCGUUCCUGGAAGAAACGUGUCAGCCGCAUGAGGAACAGAGUCAUUAAAGGAGUGUACCCCGCCAGCCCCUCCUCCUGGCUCUUUGUUGCCAUAGGAAUCCUGGCUACCAUUUACAUGCAGUCGGAUCCCAGCAUGGGGCUCAUCGCUGAAAUACAGCAGCGUCUUCCACUGAGUCUCCACGUGUCCCUGAGCGCCCAGGGUCAAACCAUGGUGUCGGCGCUGGUCUUCAGCACCCUGCUGUGGCUCUCCCUCAUCCUGGCCCUGAGGUUCUGCCUGAAGCUGCUGCUCUCUUACCAUCAGUGGAUGUUCGAACAGCACGGCAGAGUGUCCAACACCACUAAAGUCUGGGUGACUCUGCUGCGGCUGCUCUCUGGAAGGAAGCCUCUGCUGUACAGCUACCAGACCUCUCUGCCUCACCUCCCAGUUCCUGCAGUCAGAGACACGCUGACCAGGUACUUGGAGUCAGUGCGCCCCCUGCUGACUGACCCUGAGUAUAAGCGGAUGACGGACUUGGCCAAUGAGUUUGAGUCCAGCCUCGGCAACCGUCUCCAGCGCUACCUGAAACUAAAAGCUCUGUGGGCCACCAACUAUGUCAGUGACUGGUGGGAGGAAUACAUCUACCUCAGGGGCCGGGGCCCAAUAAUGGUCAACAGUAACUACUAUGGGAUGGACUUCCUGUACGUGACUCCGACCUCAGUGCAGGCGGCCAGGGCGGGCAACACCAUCACCGCUCUGCUGCUCUACCGCAGGAUGGUGAACAGGGAGGAGCUCACGCCGAGUCGCGUCCCGGGCACCGUCAUCCCUCUGUGUGCAGCUCAGUGCGAGAGGAUGUUCAACACCACGCGCACCCCCGGAGUGGAGACCGACGUGCUGCAGCACUGGCAGGACAGCGAGUUCGUGGCCGUGUACAGCAGAGGGCGCUAUUACCGCUUGUGGGUGUACAGAGCCGGCCGGCUGCUGUCUGCCAGAGAAAUCGAACACCAGAUCCAGUGGAUCCUGGAUGACCCUUCCCCCCCGCUCCCUGGAGAGGAGAAACUGGGAGCCCUCACUGCUGGAGACAGGGUUCCUUGGGCUCAGAUUAGGAAAGAGCACUUCAGCUCUGGGGUCAACAAAAGGUCUCUGGACAUCAUUGAGAAGGCCGCCUUCUUUGUGACUUUGGACGAUGAGGCUCAGGGCAUGAAGGGUGAUGACCCAACAGGAAACCUGGACCGCUACGCCAAGUCUCUGCUGCACGGAAAAUGCUACGACCGGUGGUUUGAUAAAUCCUUUUCCAUCGUGAUCUACAAGAACGGGAAGAGCGGCCUGAACGCUGAGCACUCGUGGGCGGACGCUCCGACCGUGGCUCAUCUCUGGGAGUACACUCUGGCCACCGACGCCUUCCAGCUGGGCUACACGGAGGACGGACACUGCAAAGGAGAGGUGGACCGCUCGCUGCCGCCCCCCCACAGGCUGAGCUGGGAGAUUCCAUCAGAGGUCCAGGAUCAGAUCUUCAGCUCCCUGACUUUAGCAAAAGCUCUUGCAGACGACGUCGACUGCCAUGUGUUCCCCUUCAGAGACUUUGGAAAAGGAAAGAUCAAGAAACUCCGAGUCAGCCCCGACGCCUUCAUACAGAUCAGCUUACAGCUGGCGUACUUCAGGGACCGCGGCAGUUUCUGCCUGACCUACGAAGCGUCCAUGACCCGUCUGUUCAGGGAGGGCCGCACGGAGACGGUCCGGUCCUGCUCCAACCAGAGCUGUGCCUUUGUCAAAGCCCUGGAGGGCGGAGAGGGAGCGGACCAGUGCAAACGUCUCUUCCGCCAGGCUUCUGAGAAGCACCAGAACCUUUAUCGCAUGGCCAUGACCGGAGCCGGGAUAGACCGACACCUCUUCUGCCUGUACGUCGUCUCCAAGUACCUGGGCGUGGAUUCGCCUUUCCUCAAAGAGGUUCUGUCUGAGCCUUGGCGCCUCUCCACCAGCCAGACUCCGGUGCAGCAGAUGGAGCUGUUCGACCUGAAGAACCACCCAGACUUCGUAUCACUCGGUGGAGGGUUCGGACCCGUCGCAGACGAUGGUUAUGGCGUUUCAUACAUCAUCGUUGGUGAAGAUAUGAUCAACUUCCACGUGUCCUCUAAACACUCCUGUGGGGAAACGGACUCUCACAGGUUUGGAGCUCAGAUCGCCAAAGCCCUUCAGGACAUCAUGGCCGUCCUCUCCGCCGACACGGCGUCCUCCUCCAAAGGGCCGGCUCAGCCGCAGUCCAAGAAGCUCCUCUAAACGGGCCGAGCCCCGCAUCCCAGAACCCCACCGCCCCAAUGUGACCCUCCAUCAGUCCGUAACUAAUGAGAAUUUCACACAAGCCAGUAUCCUCGCAUUACCCAGACUUCGGCUGGAUUCUCCCUAACCGCUCAACCACCUGAUGGCCUCAGUUUUUACAGACUUCUGCUGGGAAACAUUCUUGAAAUCUGAACAGGGAAAUCUAUGUGUUGUUUGGAGAUGAUGAUGGUGAGAGCAGAUGUAGUUAGAACAAAAGUUCCUUCUGUCAGCUCCAUCUAUUACCGCGUUUCCACGGAAACUGGGCAGAAGAGACGGCAGGGAGAUUUCCAGAGGAGCUGUGUGAGAAUACAGAGUGGUACUGUUGAGCAUCACACGCCCUGACCACAUCUCCUUAGUUUCUUAACUUCUGAUUGAGCCGUACGUCUUUAUCUGCGGCGUAAAGCUCCUUUUGGAUGAUGCUGGUUCAGGAACUCGGUGGAAUUUCCCGCUGGACGCUGUCCUUUGACAUUUAGGUAGACCUCAUCCACUAAAAAACGACAUUGAAAGCACAAAAGUAUUCAAUCUAAAGAUGUGAUAGGGAGCAAAGAACAAAAAAUUCUUGAGUUUAAGGUGAGGAUUAAACACGUUUGCAAAGAAGUUAGGGGAAAAAGGGCAACACAAGAUUUUAUUUUGUUUUGUUUUGUAAUAAAAUAUGUAUUUUUUUGUUUUUAAGAUGUGUGUAUAUAACAAAAAGUACUGUGGAAAAUGCUGGGUUGAUCAUAUGUCACAUGAAAGCAGUUGAUCGAGUCAUAAUUAGGUUCUUUUUAUGUUUUUUAAUCUUUUAUUUUUGAGUUGUGCAAGUUCUCCCUCACUAAUCCCUGAUCAGGACUUUAGUCUUCAAAGCCUCUGAACUUCACCGUUUCUGUAGAUUCUGAGCCCCGUUUAGUCUCCAUGAUCGUUGUUUGAUCGGCAUUAUGCGGGCAAGAAAGCUGCCUCCAGAGCUGCAUCAGCUGCUCCGUGUUCCAGAGAUGAGCUGAAAGACUUCUUUAAAACGACAUUUCCUCUUGGUGUCCCAACGUUUGAUGACCUGCUGCUGAGCAGAAGUGAAGCUUUCUCGCCGCCAGUCCGUCUCUGCUGAGUCAGCAGUGGUGCCUUCUCCCUGCUGUUUCCUGUUCACCGGUGAAGCAGAUCCCGACCUGCAGGUUCCCCGCUGGCUCGCUGCAGCUUCGCAGCUGCACACAAUCCCCUCAGUGACGCAUGAGGAGGAUCAUGCUGGCAAAGAAAAGAUGGAAUGAAUUCAGGCUCUGGUGCAGCACUAACCCCUGCCGGCUUCUAGAGGCGUCUUCUGGGGUUUUCCAGAUGAACAAACGGCUUUCAAAAACCAGAUUCCAGAUCAGUUACAUCAUUUUUCAAUGCAAAGUGAACAUCGGCCUUUAAAAGUGUGAUGCAGUAUGAGGACCUGCCAAGACCCAAACACAGCCUGCAGAACUCUAUCUCUGUAGAAGUUUCCAGAGCUGACAGGAAGUUUGGGGAAAAUCCUCCGUUUCCUGUAGCUGAGAUCAGAGAUGCAGCAGCUACUGUGGAGGCGGUCUGGUCUCCUCAUCCACCUCCUCAGAUCAGUCUGAUCCUGGUCUGGGAUUCCAGCUGCUCCCUUUGAGCAUGUUCAGCCCGUGUCCUUGUUGUAACGUGUGUGUUUUUGUGUGUCAGCACAUGUGCUCAGGGUGUCUUUUGACAGUUACGGCCAUGAGAUGCGCUUCAGCCAAAUCCGAAAAGAGUGUUUCUGAGUUCCUCCUCCUGUGAGGGGAUGAAGACGAUGCACAGUCUGGAUUUGUGCAUCGAGGGCCAAACACUAAAUGCAGUUAUGUGCCUCAGCCUGCCUCCUCUGUGACGCACACUUACUGUGACGGGGGAAGCAACAACUGUAGAUUGUAGCAACACAAUGUCUCUUUUCACAGAACAAACCACAACUCAGACCUUUAUAUUUGUGAGAUAUUUUUUUACAUGUGAGACUGAGAAAAGCGCAGAUGUUUCCUGAUGAUCUGUUUUUGAUUUUUAAAGCCUAUUUAAAUGUGGAAAUAUGUUGGUGUGUUUUGGCAAAUAAAUAUUUUUGUGGUUAA